Molecule: messenger RNA, 1693 nt
Organism: Heterotrigona itama
Lineage: Eukaryota; Metazoa; Arthropoda; Insecta; Hymenoptera; Apidae
Source: the annotation of a GenBank genome assembly
GAGACGCUUGGACGCCAUGAUGGUAGGUGGAACCUGUUAUCACUUAUCCACUGAUCUGCUUUGUCAACGAAUUUAAUACCGAGCAGUUUAAGUUUUGCUUUGUUAUACAUACUUUAUAUGCAGUAGUUGAUUUAAAAAAAAUGUUUCAGGACGGUAUAUGUGAUACUGCUGACAUUUUAAAUAACGUUCCUCCCAAAAAGACAAUUCAUACUGACAAUGUAGACCUCUCUGACAAGUCAUUACAAGUAGAUAUUUCGGAUGCUCUUAGCGAAAAGGAUAAAGUAAAGUUCACUGUACAUACGACAACUACAUUACCAGAAUUUCAAAAGCCAGAUAACCUAGUUGUAAGGCAACAUGAAGAGUUUGUAUGGUUACAUGACCGAUUUGAGGAAAAUGAAGAAUAUGCUGGUUAUAUUAUUCCUCCUUGCCCACCACGACCAGAUUUUGAUGCAUCUCGUGAAAAAUUACAAAAACUUGGAGAGGGUGAAGGUAACAUGACACGUGAAGAGUUUAAUAAAAUGAAACAAGAAUUAGAAGCUGAAUACCUAGCAACAUUUAAAAAAACUGUUGCAAUGCACGAAAUGUUUCUAACUAGACUGGCACAUCAUCCAGUUUUUCGUAAUGAUCAUAAUUUAAGAGUGUUCUUAGAAUAUGAUCAGGAUCUUUGUGUAAGAGGAAAAAAUAAAAUGGAAAUGUUUGGCGGUUUGGUAAAGUCAUUUUCCACUACGACAGAUGAAUAUUAUUUGUCUGCAACAGUGAAAGAUGUAAAUGAUUUCUUUGAUCAAGAAAUGACAUUUUUACAAACCUAUCAUCAUAAUUUAAAAGAAGCAACAGUUCGUUCAGAUCGGCAGACUGCCAAGCACAAAGACGUAGCAGAUUCAUAUAUUAAAAUUUCCACAAAUCUUUUGCAAUUAGCUACAACUGAUACUGGUAAAUUGGAAAGAUUUUUAACAAAAAUAGCAGAAAUGUUCGAGAAGUUAAGGAAAGUAGAGGGACGAGUAGCGUCUGAUGAAGAUUUAAAAUUGUCAGACACUCUGCGUUACUAUAUGAGGGAUACAGCUGCAGCUAAACGGCUUUUGUUUAGGAGAUUAAAAGCUUUACACGCGUAUGAAUCUGCAAAUCGUGCUCUUGAAAAAGCUCGUGCCAAAAACAAAGAUGUUCACGCUGCACACGCGGAAUUGCUCAAAAAGUGUUUAACCGUCUUACGAGAAGAGUGAUCCAAUUUUAUAAUUCUUAUUGUGAAGAUUACUGUGUAAUCUAUAUGAAGAUAACAAUCUAUUUAAAAUUAUAGCAAUGUAAUGGUACUGUAAAAUAUAUAUUUUUUGUUAUCUAGAUUUAUAUCAUCUGAAAAAAAAUCGUAUUAUUGAUUACAGGAAAGUUCCAUAUAAAAUUAAUUUGUAUUGUUUAAUUAAUUUUUAAAUUAUGAAGAUUUACGUGUAUAUGUUAUAAUUGUUCAUGCUUAAAAAAUAGUUACUUCUUUUUAUACUGUUACUCCGUUUUUUUUAAAAAAUUAUUUUAUACAAAAUAAUGUACUGGCUCUUAUUGUGUUCUUUUGUAGAUUUAUACUAAUCUAUUACUAACUACAAAAUUUUUUUCCAUUUUAUACAUGAUAGUGUAUUUUAGUGAAAUAAAAAAUAUGAAAGUGACCAGGAAAUAAGAGAUUCGUGAUGUGAAAAUAAGAUAACUCAACACU